UCGGUGCUGGUCAAGAACCUCUACCUCUCCUGCGACCCCUACAUGCGCCCCAAGAUGUCCCGCCCGCUGCACCAGUCCUACACCGCCGCCUUCGUCCCGGGCGCCGCCAUCACCGGUUACGGCGUGUCCCAGGUCGUCCGCUCCUCGCGCCCCGGGCUCGCCGCCGGCGACCUCGUCUGGGGCAUGACCGGCUGGGAGGACUACAGCGUCAUCAAGCCGCCCUUCACGGCCAUACUCACCAAGAUCCAGCCCGACGACGGCGUGCCGCUGUCCUACUACACCGGCAUCCUCGGCAUGCCGGGGCUCACGGCCUACGUGGGAUUCCACCACAUCUGCUCCCCCAAGGCCGGCGAGACGGUGUUCGUCUCCGCGGCCUCCGGCGCCGUCGGCCAGCUCGUCGGCCAGUUCGCCAGGCUCCUCGGCUGCCACGUCGUCGGCAGUGCGGGCUCCAAGGAGAAGGUGGACCUACUCAUCAACAAGUUCGGCUUCCACGACGCCUUCAACUACAAGGAGGAGGACGCCGACCUCGCCGGCGCGCUCAAGAAGCGCUUCCCCGACGGCAUCGACGUCUACUUCGAGAACGUUGGCGGCAAGAUGCUCGAGGCCGUGCUGCUCAACAUGAAGGUGCACGGACGCAUCGCCGUCUGCGGCCUCAUCUCCCAGUACAACCUCACCGCCGGCGAGAAGGACGCCGACGUCGGCGUGCGCAACCUCACCUCCCUCGUCUCCAAGCGCAUCAAGAUGCAGGGCUUCAUCGAGCCCGACCACAAGCACCUCUACCCGGAGUACAUGGCGUGGGUGCUCCCGCACAUCAAGGAGGGCAGGGUCGUCUACGUCGAGGACGUCGCCGACGGGCUCGACGCCGCGCCCGCAGCGCUCAUCGGCCUCUACCACGGCCGCAACGUCGGCAAGCAGGUCGUCAGGCUCACCAACCCCGACCCCAAGUGACUCACACACUGUACUGUAGUAGCAGAUCAAUUAUCAACCACGCGUCAAUCUAUUCGCAUCGCAAUCGCAUCUUGGUGGUUGGAUGGCAACGAAAGAGUCAAAUUAAAUAAAAGAUCCUUGCUUUCUCUC
Triticum aestivum (bread wheat) is the source of this 1077-nucleotide messenger RNA. Its product is annotated as 2-alkenal reductase (NADP(+)-dependent). Gene Ontology annotation, molecular function: oxidoreductase activity, acting on the CH-CH group of donors, NAD or NADP as acceptor. The record is from RefSeq and is a predicted model, not a curated record. Lineage: Eukaryota; Viridiplantae; Streptophyta; Magnoliopsida; Poales; Poaceae.